GUCCACCACCGUCUCCCCCCGCCACUCGACAGCAUCCUCCUCUCCUUCCUUGUCCUCGCACUCAUCUAAUAUCCCCUUUCUGCAAUGGCCCUCAAGCGCAUUAACAAGGAACUGAUCGAUCUCGGACGUGACCCGCCAUCGUCAUGCAGCGCCGGUCCGACGGGUGACAACAUGUUCCAAUGGCAGGCGACCAUCAUGGGUCCUAGCGACUCCCCCUACGCUGGAGGGGUUUUCUUCCUUUCUAUCUCCUUCCCUACCGACUAUCCCUUCAAGCCUCCUAAAGUCUCGUUUACCACGAAGAUCUAUCACCCCAACAUCAACUCCAAUGGCUCGAUCUGUCUCGAUAUCCUAAGGGAUCAGUGGUCCCCAGCUCUGACGAUCUCGAAAGUACUCCUUUCGAUCUGCUCAAUGUUGACCGACCCCAACCCGGACGACCCGCUCGUGCCGGACAUUGCGCACCUCUACAAGACGGACCGCGCGCGGUACGAGGCGACGGCACGGGAGUGGACGCGGAAGUAUGCUAUGUGAUUGAACGGACGCGCCGAACUCCUCAGACGCGGUUCCCGUCCUUACAGUCACGCGGUGUGCCCGGUCAUGUAUAUCACAUCAUGUCAUGCCCUCCCUUCCAAUCCUUCUCGUUACGCCCCCAUUGUGCAAUGAUUGAUGUUUACAAAGAGUCUGUCGUGCAAUCCAGAGAUGUUGUCGAAUACACAGCGAAUGUGAA
Molecule: messenger RNA, 724 nt
Organism: Dacryopinax primogenitus
Lineage: Eukaryota; Fungi; Basidiomycota; Dacrymycetes; Dacrymycetales; Dacrymycetaceae
Product: ubiquitin-conjugating enzyme E2
Exons: 5
Coding region: 85-528 (147 amino acids)
Biological process (GO): ubiquitin-dependent protein catabolic process; protein polyubiquitination
Cellular component (GO): nucleus
Molecular function (GO): ubiquitin conjugating enzyme activity
Source: RefSeq, a predicted model, not a curated record